Messenger RNA from Ananas comosus (pineapple), 979 nucleotides. Its product is annotated as dolichyl-diphosphooligosaccharide--protein glycosyltransferase 48 kDa subunit-like. The record is from RefSeq and is a predicted model, not a curated record. Lineage: Eukaryota; Viridiplantae; Streptophyta; Magnoliopsida; Poales; Bromeliaceae. Bases 100 to 894 code for a protein of 264 amino acids. Gene Ontology annotation, cellular component: endoplasmic reticulum membrane; oligosaccharyltransferase complex. The transcript is spliced from 7 exons.
UUUGUAUGGGACAGAAGCGCGACUCCUCGCAGCGAAAAGAAAGAAACUCCUCUAAAUAAAGCCCUAGACGGCUAGACUAGAAGAAGAACGGCAUCGGAAAUGGGCGCCCUCUUCUUGGCCGUGAUCGCCGUCCUCCCUCUCAUCUGCAGCUGCUUCUCCGCCGACAGCCCCACCGACCGCCGCGUCCUCGUGCUCGUCGACGACCUCGCCCUCCGAUCCUCGCACUCGCUCUUCUUCAAUUCCCUCCAGUCCCGCGGCUUCGACCUCGACUUCAAACUUGCCGACGAUCCCAAGCUCUCCCUCCAGAGAUAUGGACAGUACCUCUACGACGCCCUUAUCCUCUUCGCCCCUUCCACUCAACGUUUCGGUGGCUCGCUGGACCAAAAUGCGGUUUUGGAGUUCGUGGAUUCUGGGCGUGAUUUGAUUCUGGCAGCAGACUCAUCUGCCUCUGAUGUUAUCCGAGGCAUUGCCACGGAAUGUGGUGUAGAUUUCGAUGAGGAUCCGGAAGCGGUGGUUAUCGACCACACCAGCUACGCAGUCUCGGAGACCGAAGGGGAUCACACUCUCAUUGCCAGUGAUGACCUCAUCCACUCAGAUGUGAUUUUGGGGGAUGAAAAGAUUGAAGCUCCUAUACUAUUCCGAGGAACUGGGCAUUCUGUUAAUCCUGCUAAUAGUUUGGUUCUGAAAGUUUUGUCUGCCUCCCCUUCAGCAUAUUUAGCAAAUCCAAAGAUUAAGUUGUCAAGUCCUCCAUCUCUCACUGGAUCGGCAAUAUCUCUGGUUUCAAUCAUGCAGGCAAGAAACAAUGCUCGGGUGUUGAUAUCGGGAUCUUUGGAUCUAUUUAGCAAUCGUUUUUUGAAGUCUGGUGUGCAGAAGGCUGGGAGUAAGAUAAAGUAAGUACUUAACCUUGUAUCAAUUUCAGAUUAUCUGUUUGUGUAAUUAUCAUUCUUUGUUGAAAUCAUGGGCUCGAAAUUAAGACUUG